GACUGAUAACAUCAGACAGCAUCUGGAAAAAUUCUAGGGACAUAUUCAAAUUUGGAUCAUUUCCACCAGCUGUCAUGGCAAUGUAGCAGCACUGUCUCAAAGUCUGAAUCUGAGCCAGGAAAGGCCUUAAUUCUUGGCUUAUUUAUGAUGUGUUCAUCAGAGAAGUCAAAGCACUUGAAUGACGUUUUCUAUCAACAAGUACAUACCGAGUGAGCACUGCUAAUGAAUUCCACGUCAUGCUGAAAACUGCAGACGCUCGGAAGGACUGUAGGACAUAUUUCUGCUCUCAGUGGAAGCUAAUUGGGGUACAUGGAGCCUCUUUGACUAAGUAGCAAGGAACGGGAAAUGCACUCUGGUUUCAUCUUGGCUUCCAGUUUGUGUGUUCAGACCCAGCUCUGCCUUCCUGCCUUUGACGCAGGGAGCUAAGGGUCUGAAUAAAACCUGUUGGAGGUUGCAAUUAAAUCUUUGUGGACAAAGGGCACACACACGCACAUGUACACAGCAUCCUCAGAUAACAGGAGGCAAUAAAUCCAUCAGCACAUCCACAUUCAGAGAACGGCAUCCCUGCUGUCUUGCUAACAGCUGCCAGUACCUCCCUGAGUGCCUCACACCGAGAUGGGCUCUAAGACUCCCUCCCCUCUUCUAUAAAGGCUGCAGGAGACCUGUAGCUGUCACAGGACCUUCCCUGAGAGCCUGCAGAGGAAGACUGCCCCAGCCCAGCCCUCAUCAUGCUCCGGACUGUUCUGGGCGCUUCCCAGGGGUUGCUGAAGGAGGGGAGAGAGUCUCGGCAGCUGGUGCUGGUAGUGGUAUUUGUCGCUCUGCUCCUGGACAACAUGCUGCUUACUGUGGUGGUGCCAAUUGUGCCAACCUUCCUAUAUGCCAUGGAGUUCAAAGAAGUCAACUCUUCUCUGCACCUCGGUCAUGCGGGAAGUUCCCUGCAUGCCCUCACCUCUCCUGCCUUUUCCACCAUCUUCUCCUUCUUUGACAACAACACCAUGGCUGUUGAAGAAAGCGUGCCCAAUUCCACAGCAUGGGUGAAUGGCACUGCCAGCACCGUUCCCCCUCUGGCCACUGAAGCCAUCUCAGCUCAUAAAAACAACUGCUUGCAAGGCACAGAAUUCCUGGAGGAAGAGAAUACCCGGGUCGGGGUUCUGUUUGCUUCAAAGGCUGUGAUGCAACUUGUGGUCAACCCAUUCGUGGGCCCUCUCACCAACAGGAUCGGAUAUCAUAUCCCCAUGUUUGCUGGCUUUGUUAUCAUGUUUCUCUCCACAGUUAUGUUUGCUUUUUCUGGAACCUAUACUCUACUCUUUGUGGCUCGAACCCUUCAAGGCAUUGGAUCUUCUUUUUCAUCUGUUGCAGGUCUUGGGAUGCUGGCCAGUGUCUACACUGACGACUAUGAGAGAGGACGGGCCAUGGGAAUCGCACUGGGGGGCCUGGCCCUGGGGGUGCUGGUAGGAGCACCCUUUGGAAGUGUAAUGUAUGAGUUUGUUGGGAAGUCUGCGCCGUUCCUCAUCCUGGCCUUCCUGGCGCUACUGGAUGGAGCACUCCAGCUUUGCAUCCUACAGCCUUCCAAAGUCUCUCCUGAGAGUGCCAAGGGGACUCCGCUCUUUACGCUUCUCAAAGACCCUUACAUCCUGGUGGCUGCAGGGUCCAUAUGCUUUGCCAACAUGGGAGUUGCCAUCCUGGAGCCCACAUUGCCCAUCUGGAUGAUGCAGACUAUGUGCUCCCCCAAGUGGCAGCUGGGUCUAGCUUUCUUGCCAGCCAGUGUGUCCUACCUCAUUGGCACCAACCUCUUCGGUGUGUUGGCCAACAAGAUGGGUCGGUGGCUGUGUUCCCUAAUCGGGAUGCUGGUAGUAGGUACCAGUUUGCUUUGUGUUCCUCUGGCUCACAACAUUUUUGGUCUCAUUGGACCCAAUGCAGGCCUUGGUCUUGCCAUAGGCAUGGUGGAUUCCUCUAUGAUGCCCAUCAUGGGACACCUGGUGGAUCUACGCCACACUUCGGUGUAUGGGAGUGUCUACGCCAUCGCUGAUGUGGCUUUUUGCAUGGGCUUUGCUAUAGGUCCAUCCAUUGGGGGUGCCAUUGUGCAGGCCAUCGGUUUCCCCUGGCUCAUGGUCAUCAUUGGGGUCGUCAACAUCAUCUAUGCUCCACUCUGCUACUACCUGCGGAGCCCCCCAGCCAAGGAGGAGAAGCUUGCUAUUGUGAGCCAGGAGUGCCCCAUGGAGACCCGGAUGUAUGCAACCCAGAAGCCCAUGAAGGAAUUUCCCCUGGGGGAGGACAGUGAUGAAGAAACUGACCAUGAGGAGUAGCUGCAGAAGGUGCUCCCUGAAUUUCAUGCCUCAGUGACCACGUCUUUCCCUGGGACCAGAUCACCAUGGUUGAGCCCAGGGCUCAGUGGGCUUCACAUCCCUCUCCCUGGGUAUUUCUUUCUUCCCAUGGACACUGUCCCCAAUGCUCUCUCACCUGUGUAACCCGUAGCUCUCCCUCUAUGCCUCAGUGGCCCAUCUUUUGUGGGAGGACAGAGUGAUGCACCCUCCCAGGCUGCUGUGAGGUUGAUUAAACUUGAGCUGUGAUGGAUUCUGCAAGAGGUGACUCAUUUCAUGGAGGCGGCAGUGAGCAAUAUGUGCCUGGAGCCAGUGGCGCGACUGACAAACCUCGCUUAUCUGUUGCCUGAUUUUCUUUGGCAUAGUUCCAACAGACUGUAAGAGUUUUAUCCUCUGUUCCUCAACAUGUCUCUUCCUGGGUUUUCCCAGCUGAGUUGAGAAAAUGUUCUCAACAUGUCCUGCCAAGUGCCAGCUUGAAGAGUUUUUUGCUUUUUUUUUUUUUUUUUUUUUUUUUUUUUAAAUAAAGUGAGUGAUUUUUCUGUGGCUAAAUCUACAGCUGCAAAGAGGGCUUUACCCUCAGUAAAAAGCAUCUUCUAUUUUCGUUAUUAUUCAGAAAGGGGAAGAGCCCAUUUCUCUUAUGCUGGAGUUAUUGACAUUCUCUUAACCUCCCCUGUGUGUUCCUAUCUUUUCUGAACCUCUUAGACUCUUAGAAAUGAAAGUAGAAGAAAGGCAGAAAAAUAAUUCAUAAGACCCAAUAUUUCAUGGGAAGUAGUGAAAAGAAAUCCCUCCCGAUUGUAGAUUUCCUAAUAGGAGGAGUGUAAUGAGGCAUUGUUCAUACUUGCUAAUAAAUACAUCAUUGCCUAAUUCA
This is a messenger RNA of Cebus imitator (Panamanian white-faced capuchin), 3189 nucleotides long. It is a transcript of the gene SLC18A1, whose product is annotated as solute carrier family 18 member A1. The coding region runs from base 729 to 2306 and encodes 525 amino acids. Lineage: Eukaryota; Metazoa; Chordata; Mammalia; Primates; Cebidae. Gene Ontology annotation, molecular function: serotonin:sodium:chloride symporter activity; xenobiotic transmembrane transporter activity. The transcript has 18 exons. Gene Ontology annotation, cellular component: synaptic vesicle membrane; terminal bouton. Gene Ontology annotation, biological process: transmembrane transport; aminergic neurotransmitter loading into synaptic vesicle; xenobiotic transport. The record is from RefSeq and is a predicted model, not a curated record.